This is a messenger RNA of Entrophospora sp. SA101, 909 nucleotides long. The record is from the annotation of a GenBank genome assembly. Lineage: Eukaryota; Fungi; Glomeromycota; Glomeromycetes; Entrophosporales; Entrophosporaceae.
AUGGAGGCAAAGAGAGAAAAUUAUAUUUACAAAAUUAGUAAUGGUAAUAAUGAUGGGAAACAACAAAAACAACAGCAACAAGAAGAAUUAGAAGAAAAUGAUGAGGUAACAACUAUAGUUAAAGAAGGACAAGAAACAGCUAUAGCAAAUAUUAAUAAUAAUAUUAUUAUUAAAGAUAAUUAUGAUGAUAAUGAUGAUGAUUUAAAUAUUGAUAAUAUUAAUAAAAUUAAUAUUAAGCUUAACUAUCAUGACAUUAUUCAAUUACACUUGGCUUUACUAGAAAUUGAUUCAUUUCAAGAAACCAACAAACUAGACAAAUCUUAUAAUAACAAUAAAUCUGUUGGAUUACCAAAAUUUCGAUAUAAAUAUUCAGAACAAAAAUUGGCUUUGUACUUGGUACAGGGUGGGCAAGUUUUUAUCCCUCUUAGAGUUUUAGGAGGAAUUGAAAAAAUCAGUGAUAGAGUUAUUUGUCUAUAUUUAAAUGAUGAGGAUAAAUAUGUAUCAGAACAAGAAAUUGAUAUAGCAGGAUUACACAUAAAUUAUAUGAUAAAAGCUAGAAAAAAUAAAUCUUACUCAAAUUGGAAAGAAGAACAAUUAAUUAUAAAGUUACAUCAUAGCAACACUGAUGAAAUCAAAAACUAUCUCAUCACCAAUUCCUACAAACUUUCCAAUCUAACAAAUUUAAUAGAAAAAUCAUACAAUUUUGCUACAGGUACAAUCAAACAAUUAAAGUAUAAAGAUUACUUUAAUAACUUUGUUAAAAUAACAAAUGAUUUAGAAUUUCAAAUUGCUAUUUCAAUCUAUAAAAUUGAUAAAAAAAAACCCAGUAGUAGUAGUAAUAAUGAAAAAUUUGAAUUAUGGUACGAUCAACAAGAUCAGCAAGAAGAAAAUGAUCUUAUUAUUAUGUAA